Clonostachys byssicola is the source of this 1500-nucleotide messenger RNA. Lineage: Eukaryota; Fungi; Ascomycota; Sordariomycetes; Hypocreales; Bionectriaceae. The record is from the annotation of a GenBank genome assembly.
AUGACGCCCUCUGGAAAGGACUUACCGGCCACGAUCCGUCGCCAGAUUCUUAGCGAUCCGGAUUUGCCCAGGCCGAACCCGACUGCGUCCUUGUGGCAAGAGCCUCCAAAUCCGUUCACCAACAAACUUCAAUCGACGCCGUUGCCAGAAAAGGUCGAUUUCCUUGUCAUCGGCUCUGGAGUCGCUGCCUGCGGUGUCACCCGAAGCCUUCUGUCUAAUGCGGCCUCUGGCUCAAAGACAGUCGCCGUUGUUGAAGCAAGAGGCCUAUGCAGCGGCGCAACAGGCCGAAAUGGCGGCCAGUUGACAAGACUGCCGCCGACUAGGUAUACCUUCAUGAGGGACGAAUUCGGCCCGGAGCAAGCGGCCAAGGUUAUGCGUUUGACUGUGAAGGGCCUUGAUGAGAUGCACAAUCUCGCCGAGCAACAGGGCCCUGAACUUGUCGCAAAGUCUCUGAAGACGAGGCUGGAGAAGUUCUUCGCCUACUACGAUGAGCAGUCGUGGAAUGAGACGAAAGAAGCCAUCGGACUUUAUGAGAAGGAGGUUCCGGAGGAUUGGGGAGUGUAUCGUCUGGUCUCGCGCGAAGAUACUGCAUCCGAGUAUGGACUGAAUGGCGCGUAUGGUGGAUUGAGAUUUCCGGCGGGAACUGUGUCGCCAUAUCAGCUCGUGACUGGCACGUUCAAGGCGCUGCUUGAGAAAUACCCUGACCGCCUCACAAUUGCAACUCAUACCCCCGUCACUGCGAUCUCGAAGGGUUCGAAUCAGGACUACCCUUAUGUGGUGAAGACCCCAAGAGGGACUAUCCUCGCAUCAGAAGUUGUUCACUGUACCAAUGGCCACGCCGCGCACUUGCUGCCCGGUCUCCGAGGAAAGAUGUACCCACGCCGAGGCACAAUGUCAGUCCAGUCUCCUGGAGGCUCGUUUCCUGACAGGAAAGGCAAACAGUCGUGGUCAUUCUACUUUACUCCAAAGCACGAUGAGAAACAGGGGACCGUCGAAACCGGCCGAUACUAUUGCUUCCAGAACCGCGAUACUGGUGACCUCUGGAUUGGCGGUGACAAGGACAGCAUUGAUGGCUUCAUUUCUGCCGACGACUCCACAAUCGAUCCCCAUGCUGACAAGAAUCUGCGCUCUAUUCUUCCGGUUCUGUUUUCUGAUGCGUGGAUCAAGGAUGAUGCCAGCGCCAAGGGUGUAUGGACAGGAAUCAUGUGCUAUACCGGUGACCAGCUGCCCUUCGUUGGAAGACUUCCCCAGGAUGCUACUGGGCGUAGUGGUUCUGGUGAGUGGAUUGCAGCGGGGUGGAAUACGUAUGGCAUGACCAAUGGCCUCAUAUCUGGAGAUGCCCUUGGCAAGUUGAUCCUGGGAGAAGACAUUUCGUCUUGGUUCCCCGAGGCCUAUGCCCCUACGGAGAAGAGACUUUCUGGGCCCAAGUUCCAGACUGACGCAGUAUUGAAGGAUUACUUCGAUAGGAUUGGCGCGCAGGAGGUAAAGGCUAAGCUGUAA